Molecule: messenger RNA, 1274 nt
Organism: Telopea speciosissima
Lineage: Eukaryota; Viridiplantae; Streptophyta; Magnoliopsida; Proteales; Proteaceae
Product: wax ester synthase/diacylglycerol acyltransferase 4-like
Exons: 5
Coding region: 3-1274 (423 amino acids)
Biological process (GO): triglyceride biosynthetic process
Cellular component (GO): plasma membrane
Molecular function (GO): long-chain-alcohol O-fatty-acyltransferase activity; diacylglycerol O-acyltransferase activity
Source: RefSeq, a predicted model, not a curated record
UGAUGGUUUUUCAGGUUAGAGACGAGCACGGUGUGAAGCAAUGGAAGAGGGUGGAUGUGAAAGUGGAAGAUCAUGUUCAUGUCCCUAUCUUCCCAGAUGGGUUAUCGCCGGAAUCUUACGAGGAGUACUUGCAAGAAUAUUUGGCCAAAAUAGCCAUGGAAAAGCUCCCACAAAGCAGGCCCUUGUGGGAGAUUCACUUAAUCAAAUACCCAACAAGUAAUGCAGCUGGGACUGUAGUAUUUAAGCUUCAUCAUGCACUGGGUGAUGGCUUCUCACUCAUGGGAGCUUUAUUUAAUUGCUUAAGAAGGGCUGAUAACCCUUCUCUUCCUUUAACAUUUCCUUCAUCAAAGCAGGGUCUCAUCAGUUCUGAUUCCAACAACAGAAGAAGCAGUAUCUUUAAGAGAGUGACUGAUAUUCUCUCAAUGUUCAUCAACACUACCUCAGACUUUGCAUGGAGCAUUCUGAAGAGUAGUUUCGUAGAAGAUGAUUGGACACCAAUUAGGGCUGGCAAUGAGGGGGUGGAGUUCCGGCCCAUCACCAUUUCAACUGUGACAUUCUCUCUUGACCAGAUCAAACAAAUCAAGGACAAGCUUGGUGGGACAAUUAAUGAUGUCAUUACUGGGAUAAUAUUCUACGGAACACGGCUAUACAUGCAAAAUUUGGGUCCUCCAGGUUCUAGCAAUUCACAUUCGACGGCACUGGUGCUCCUAAACACUAGAAUAAUCAAUUCAAGGAGCAUUGUGGGAACAAUUAAUGAUGUCAUUACUGGGAUAAUAUUCUACGGAACACGGCUAUACAUGCAAAAUUUGGGUCCUCCAGGUUCUAGCAAUUCACAUUCGACGGCACUGGUGCUCCUAAACACUAGAAUAAUCAAUAAUUAUCAAAUGUCACUUAAGGAGAUGAUGAAUAAACCAGAUUCAAAGUCACCAUGGGGCAACCAGUUCAUCUUCUUACACGUGUCGAUUCCUGAUUCAGCUGAUGCAGAAAUGACAACAGCUCAAUAUGUUCAUAGCACGCUAAAGAACACGAGCAUGGCGAUCACGAAUAUGAUUGGGCCAAUGGAACAAAUGUCAUUGGCUGAUCAUCCUAUUAGGGGACUGUACUUCAUGGUGGUUGGCGCCCCUCAGAGUCUUGCUGUAACAAUUGUGAGUUACAUGGGAAAGCUAAGGGUGGCAGUGGGGGCAGAGAAAGGUUUCAUAAAUGAGAAAUUGUAUAUUUCUUGCUUGGAAAAUGCCUUCACAAGGAUAUUUAGAGCCGCUGUAUGCAGUCCUUGA